UGUCGCUCUGUGCUACUGUGCUCUGUCUCUACUCUCUGUCACUAGUGUCACUCUGUCAGUUUUUAAAAUCUGAAAAUAUUAUGGUAUGAUCGAAAAUUUUUUAAAAUUUUGACAAAAUCUUAAUGCAUAUGAUUGAAAUUGUACAUUGAAUUAAUAUCAAAAGAUGGAUGAUGAAGCUGAAACUUAUAAACUGUGGAGAAUUCGUAAAACAGUGAUGCAGUUGUGUCACGAUAGAGGAUACCUAGUAACACAGGAUGAAUUGGAUCAGACUUUAGAACAAUUCAAAGAUCAGUUUGGAGACAAACCAAGUGAAAAACGACCAUCUCGAAGUCAACUCAUCGUUCUGGUUGCACAUAACGAUGACCCCACAGAUCAAAUGUUUGUAUUCUUUCCAGAUGAACCAAAAAUUGGUAUAAAAACAAUCAAAACCUACUGUUCUCGUAUGCAGGAUGAAAACAUCCACAGAGCAAUCAUUGUCGUACAAGCAGGUAUGACACCUUCAGCCAAGCAAUCUCUAGUGGACAUGGCACCAAAAUAUAUUUUAGAGCAGUUCCUAGAAUCAGAAUUGUUGAUAAACAUAACUGAACAUGAAUUAGUCCCUGAACAUGUAGUGAUGACACCAGAAGAAAAACAAGAAUUGUUAGCUAGAUAUAAAUUGAAGGAGAACAUGUUGAUGAGAAUACAAGCUGGGGAUCCUGUUGCUAGAUAUUUUGGAUUGAAGAGAGGACAGGUGGUCAAAAUCAUCCGUUCGUCGGAAACAGCUGGCCGCUAUAUUUCCUACAGGCUCGUUUGUUGACUUUGCAAAUUACAGAGAUGCUUCAGUUGACAACAAUUAUUUUUCAUUACGAAUUCAAAAUGUGUGUAAAUGUUAUAUAUGUGGCGAAUAAAUGAACUACAUGAUCA
Molecule: messenger RNA, 903 nt
Organism: Phaedon cochleariae (mustard beetle)
Lineage: Eukaryota; Metazoa; Arthropoda; Insecta; Coleoptera; Chrysomelidae
Source: the annotation of a GenBank genome assembly